Branchiostoma floridae (Florida lancelet) is the source of this 1830-nucleotide messenger RNA. RefSeq lists its product as uncharacterized. NCBI's taxonomy places the organism in Eukaryota, Metazoa, Chordata, Leptocardii, Amphioxiformes, Branchiostomatidae. The transcript has 7 exons. Bases 1 to 927 code for a protein of 308 amino acids. The record is from RefSeq and is a predicted model, not a curated record. Gene Ontology annotation, molecular function: GTP binding; GTPase activity.
AUGGGCCUUCACCGUGCGUCGGUCAAAAAAGUUACAGGCAUGUUUUUGGAGAAGGUCGGCCAUUUUGGCAUCACAUCAGAGAAUCAAGGAACUGAUGAGAAAAAAACUGUGGUGGACAAAAUGCAGAAACGCUUGGUUCAAAGAGAAGAGCGCACUGUGGAUUAUGUAGCAGAAGACGGCACCAGCAUGAAGCUGGAGGGGUCAGUCGUUACUGGUGGGGAGCUUUUCCAGUACACCCAGCAGAACAAAGAACUCUCCAAGGGCUUCUGCCAGAGGCUCUUCGAACGCUUGUUGGACCAAAUAGAAAAACAUGUAGAGUCGCCGCCUCCAGACUUUGACUUCCAAAAGUUGAUGGAAGAGCUAGCCGAUGCACGUCAGCAGUACGUGGAGCAGGCACGUGGUCCGGAGAAGUGGGUUGUCUUGCAGGAGAUGGCCCACAAGAUAGAGAAGCUACAGGCCAAUAUUGAGAAGAUGGGGUAUCAAGACAAGAUAACGCAGGAACAAAAGAAGGCACAUGAUGCAGAGAAGAAGGCACAUGAUGCAGAUGUCCGGGCCAAGGAAAGGGAAAGAGAGAUCAAAGACCUACUCAAACAAGUACAUGACAUGCAUCAAACACAACAGCAAACUCUACGGGAAAUGAUUCAGCAGUACGAGAAACAGAUGAACAAGAUGAAGCAAGAUUGGCAAGAGCGACUUGCGGCUGCGCUACAGAUGAUCGAGGAACUUCAGAAAGCAAAUAGGGCGGAACAAGCGAAAAUUGCAAGGGAGCAACUCGAGAAUGAAAGAGCCUUUAUGAAGGAAAAAACCAAGAAGAUGCAGAAGAAACAUGCAGAUCUGAACAAGGAGCUAGAGGCACUACUAGAUCGGCAAAAGAAUACAAAUCCACCUCCUAAGCCAUCCUGGAAAGAGAAGUGCACCAUCUCGUAAAGCCAAAAGGCCGUCAAUGUCCCUACUGCCAAAAGCGCCUGUAUGAUAAUAGACUCGUUUUGAGCACAUAGUGCUAUAGCCUAAAUUAUAUCUGUUAUUCGUUUGAUUCUUGUCACGCCAUUUACCUUUAUAAUGUUGCACAGUUCAAUCCAGAAAAUUUUGCAUUAUUGUUUUUCGUGCUGACGUAUUGAAGGUAGAAAAUGCAGGCUUUGUAAGCUUCCAUUGAGAGGAAUGAGCAAAAAUAAGACUCACAUGGAAAAUUUAUGUAAUCAUCUUCAGUUGAAUCAUAUGUAGAUACUAGCUAAUGGUAGCGAGGACAGGGUCGUACGGGACUCGAUGGCAUUUAAGUUGAUGUAAUUGAUACAGUGUUACUGGAAAGCAUCGUAGCCAAGUAAACCUUUGAUUGACUGUCAAACAUGCACGCGUGUACCCUGUGUACUUUGUGAAUAGUAUUGAUAUUGUAAUUAAGCGCGGUUUUGAUACCUCAAAAACGUAAUGUCUACACAACUUAAAUUUAUCAAAUGUAAUGUACUUUGAUAGAAAACGCCUAUAAUUUUCGAUGUACAGAAUUACUUUUUAUUGUAUUCAUCUUUCUGCCAUGCACCCUUCUGGUGAUAAUCAUGAGAUAAAGGAUUAUCCUAGGCGUUUUAUGUGUAUUAUGUAUGUAAUUCAUCUUGUACAGGAUGAAAAUUACUUCAACCCCCAACAGUCGCUAAACAAUACAUGAUGAUAUACGUGCUUCUAUCUUUUUAUAUAGAUUAGAUUCACUUGUGUUUACUUUUGUGUGAUUAUAGCUGUAUAACACCUUGCUGAAGUCCAUGUACUGUCGACCAGUAAAUUGUGAUUCCUUCUGUGUAAUUAAGUGUGAGAAUAUCAAUGAUGUAAAGGUGCGACCAUGUCUCA